Messenger RNA from Cynocephalus volans (Philippine flying lemur), 4414 nucleotides. It is a transcript of the gene SART3, whose product is annotated as spliceosome associated factor 3, U4/U6 recycling protein. The transcript has 19 exons. The coding region runs from base 16 to 2964 and encodes 982 amino acids. Gene Ontology annotation, cellular component: cytoplasm; ASAP complex; nucleoplasm. Gene Ontology annotation, biological process: mRNA splicing, via spliceosome. NCBI's taxonomy places the organism in Eukaryota, Metazoa, Chordata, Mammalia, Dermoptera, Cynocephalidae. Gene Ontology annotation, molecular function: protein binding; RNA binding. The record is from RefSeq and is a predicted model, not a curated record.
CACUGGAAGCGCAAGAUGGCGACGGCGUCUGCAACCUCGGCUUCGGAACCGGAGGCCGAGCCCAAGUCCGGCCCCAAGACUGAGGGAGAGGAGGAUGAAGUUAAGGCGGCUCGGACGAGGAGGAAGGUGUUGUCGCGAGCUGUGGCCGCUGCGACGUACAAGACCAUGGGGCCAGAGUGGGAUCAGCAGGAGGAAGGCGUGAGCGACAGCGAUGGGGGUGAGGAGUACGCCAUGGCUUCCUCCGCGGAGAGCUCCCCCGGGGAGUACGAGUGGGAGUACGACGAAGAGGAGGAGAAGAACCAGUUGGAGAUCGAGCGGCUGGAGGAGCAGCUGUCUAUCAAUGUCUAUGACUACAACUGCCACGUGGACCUGAUCAGGCUGCUGCGGCUGGAAGGGGAGCUUACCAAAGUGAGGAUGGCCCGCCAGAAGAUGAGUGAGAUCUUUCCCUUGACUGAAGAGCUCUGGCUGGAGUGGCUACAUGACGAGAUCAGCAUGGCCCUGGAUGGCCUGGACCGCGAGCACGUGUAUGACCUCUUUGAGAAAGCUGUGAAGGACUACAUUUGUCCUAACAUUUGGCUUGAGUAUGGCCAGUACUCAGUUGGUGGGAUUGGUCAGAAAGGUGGCCUUGAGAAAGUUCGCUCUGUGUUUGAAAGGGCUCUCUCGUCCGUCGGUUUACAUAUGACCAAAGGACUCGCCAUCUGGGAAGCUUACCGAGAGUUUGAAAGUGCAAUUGUGGAAGCUGCUCGGCCCAUAGCUGGCUUCCUUUCCCCUUUUGACCGGGAACAAACCUUUGAUUCACAGCUUGAGAAAGUCCACAGUCUCUUCCGGCGACAGCUGGCGAUCCCACUGUAUGAUAUGGAGGCCACAUUUGCAGAGUAUGAAGAAUGGUCAGAAGACCCAGUACCAGAAUCGGUAAUUCAGAACUAUAACAAAGCGCUGCAGCAGUUGGAGAAAUAUAAACCCUAUGAAGAAGCACUGUUGCAAGCAGAGGCACCAAGGCUAGCAGAAUACCAAGCAUAUAUCGAGUUUGAGAUGAAAAUUGGCGAUCCCGCCCGCAUUCAGUUGAUCUUCGAGCGUGCCCUGGUUGAGAACUGCCUUGUCCCAGACUUGUGGAUCCGUUACAGUCAGUACCUAGACCGGCAGCUGAAAGUAAAGGAUUUGGUUUUAUCCGUACAUAACCGUGCUGUUAGAAACUGUCCCUGGACAGUUGCCCUAUGGAGUCGCUACCUCUUGGCCAUGGAGAGACAUGGAGUUGAUCAUCAAGUGAUUUCUGGAACCUUUGAGAAAGCUUUGAAUGCUGGCUUCAUCCAGGCCACUGAUUAUGUGGAGAUUUGGCAGGCGUACCUUGAUUAUCUGAGGAGAAGGGUUGAUUUCAAACAAGACUCCAGUAAAGAGCUGGAAGAAUUGAGGUCCACAUUCACUCGUGCUUUGGAGUAUUUGAAGCAGGAGGUUGAAGAGCGUUUCAAUGAGAGUGGAGACCCAAGUUGCAUGAUCAUGCAAAACUGGGCUAGGAUUGAGGCUCGACUGUGCAAUAACAUGCAGAAAGCUCGAGAACUCUGGGACAGCAUCAUGACCAAAGGAAACGCCAAGUAUGCCAACAUGUGGCUUGAGUAUUACAACCUGGAAAGGGCACAUGGUGACACCCAGCACUGCCGGAAGGCUCUGCACCGGGCCGUCCAGUGCACCAGUGACUACCCAGAGCAUGUCUGUGAAGUGUUGCUCACCAUGGAGAGGACAGAAGGUACUUUAGAAGAUUGGGAUAUAGCUGUUCAGAAAACUGAAACUCGUUUAGCUCGUGUGAAUGAGCAGAGAAUGAAGGCUGCAGAGAAGGAAGCAGCCCUUCUGCAGCAAGAAGAAGAAAAGGCUGAACAACGGAAGAAGGCCCGGGCUGAGAAGAAAGCAUUGAAAAAGAAGAAAAAGACCAGAGAUGCAGACAAAAGCAAAGCAGACGAGGACGAUGAGAAAGAGUGGGGUGAUGAUGAAGAAGAGCAGCCUGCAAAACGCAGAAGAAUGGAGAACAACAUCCCUCCAGCUGCAGAAGCACAAGACAUGGAAGUGGAAACAGGGCUCACUGCGAGAUGUGCUCCUGUGGAUGUUGACCCCCCACCCAAGCAGAAGGAGAAGGCAGCCUCCUUGAAGAGGGAUGUGCCCAAGGUGCCCCACGACAGCAGUAAGGACAGCAUCACCGUCUUUGUCAGCAACCUGCCCUACAGCUUGGGGGAGCCAGAUGUCAAGCUCAGGCCUCUCUUUGAGACCUGUGGGGAGGUAGUCGAGAUCCGCCCCAUCUUCAGCAACCGUGGGGAUUUCCGAGGCUACUGCUACGUGGAGUUUAAAGAAGAGAAGUCGGCCCUCCAGGCCCUGGAGCUGGACCGCAAGAGUGUAGAAGGGAGGCCAAUGUUUGUUUCCCCCUGUGUGGAUAAGAGCAAAAACCCUGAUUUUAAGGUGUUCAGGUACAGCACUGCCCUGGAGAAACACAAGCUGUUCAUCUCGGGCCUGCCUUUCUCCUGCACUAAAGAGGAACUAGAAGAAAUUUGUAAGGCUCAUGGCACUGUGAAGGAUCUCAGGCUGGUCACUAACCGGGCUGGCAAACCAAAGGGUCUGGCCUAUGUGGAGUAUGAAAAUGAAUCCCAGGCAUCGCAGGCUGUAAUGAAGAUGGAUGGCAUGACUAUCAAAGAGAAUGUCAUCAAAGUGGCAAUCAGCAAUCCCCCUCAGAGGAAAGUUCCAGAGAAGUCAGAGACAAGGAAAGUACCAGGUGGCCCCAUGGUGCCACGACAGAUGUAUGGAGCGCGUGGGAAGGGACGCACCCAGCUCUCCCUGCUGCCUCGUGCCCUGCAGCGCCCGAGCACCGCAGCUCCUCAGGCCGAGAAUGGCCCGGCCCCACGUCCAGUGGUUGCUGCCUCAGCGGCCACCGAGGCACCCAAGAUGUCCAAUGCCGACUUUGCCAAGUUGCUUCUGCGAAAGUGAAUGAGACUGAGAGAGACGGGAAAUGCCUUACUUGAUGCUGGCCAGGCAGACCACCCACCACACGGUGGCACCUGGGUACGGAAGGGCGGUGCAGCGCCCACUCGCUACCACAGAUUUUCCUCCAGUUUAGACAGAACAGGAAAGGGGGUUUUACGUGGAGAGGCUUUCAGUGCUCCCUCAUAUUGAGGGCAAUAGGAGGAAAACAGUCACUCCACAGGUUGGGCCCCAGGUGUGGUGUCCUGAGAUGCUUUUGUGGCUUGAAGAGUGAGGAACAGGAGAAACUGGAACACACAGUUCUAGGGACCCAUUUGUGCAGAUGUUUUUGGCCAGCUCUGGCCCCUUUUUAUAAGACACUUCUGUUACACCUUGUACAGCACAUGUGCCCGUCACUCUUUUUAAUUUUUAAUAGACGAAAUGGCAGAUGCUAGUAAUUCACCAGAAUGGCCUAUUUAGUAAAGGGGUGGGGAUGGGGGAAGUCACAUAAAAAACAUUUGGUGAAUUUUUGUUCAAGGGGGCUGUGCAUUUUUAUAUUAUGUAUUUGUAAAUGACACGUCAACCUGUUUUGUUUUGUAAAAGCAUAAUAUUCACAUUUGUUUUAUAUAAGAAUUCUGUGUGCCACCUGCUGUGGACCAUUUUCUUUGCCUAAUGACUAGUGAACUGUGUUCUUUGUUUAAACAUUUGAGUUUCAGCCCUUUGGUUUUGUUUAAAUACCAUGUCAACUGCAAACUUAAAUUCUUCCCAUUUAGCUUUGUUUAUUAAACUGAAGUUCUCUUGAAAACUUCUUGCCGAAUGGUACUCAGAUGUGCAUUCACAUAUGGUUGUAUUUUGAAAUGGGUGUACCUUGCUUUACCUAAUAGAUGUGUAAAUAGAACUUUUGUAAGUCAAAUCCUGCUGUCACUUUGGUUUAAAUUAUUUCAGCUGUGAUGUGUCUUUAGUUUUAAACUUCGGCUUACAGCAAUUUGACACUUUAGCUUUUAAGCUUUUUUGCCUCUCAUCUGUUAUCAAAUAUUUACUGCUUUGAAAGCAGUACUGCCAGUUCAGUAGGGGAAACUUACUUAAUGAAGGCAUUCUGGAGAAGAACAUCAAGGAAUCCUUUUAUAUAUAAUGGGAAUCAGUUCCUCAUUUAUCUGUUUUGUUAAAGUUUUUGUGCAUGAAUCAGGCUUUCCUACAUUUUCUUAACAUUUUUUAAUGGAAAAUUUUAAACAGAUAAAAAAGUACAGUAAAAUAAACUCCUGCGUGCCUAUUGAGCUUCGAGCAUUCCUCAGCUCACAGCCAUCUACUUCAUUUCUCUCUGCCCCAUCUUUCUCCCCUCUUCUAUUAUAUUGAGGCCCAUCCAUUAAUAUUGUAGCAUGUGUCUCUAAAACAUAAGGACUUAAAGGCCAUAGUUUUCUCAUCACUCCUGGAAACAUUAGUGAUAAUACCUUAAUGUCAUUGACUAUCCAAAUUUCAA